Molecule: messenger RNA, 6391 nt
Organism: Oncorhynchus kisutch (coho salmon)
Lineage: Eukaryota; Metazoa; Chordata; Actinopteri; Salmoniformes; Salmonidae
Product: semaphorin-3B
Exons: 18
Coding region: 835-3243 (802 amino acids)
Biological process (GO): axon guidance; positive regulation of cell migration; negative chemotaxis
Cellular component (GO): plasma membrane
Molecular function (GO): semaphorin receptor binding; chemorepellent activity
Source: RefSeq, a predicted model, not a curated record
GAGGGAGAGAGAGAGAGAGAUGUUGAGCAGUGGGAGAGUGAAAGAGUAUCAGUCAAAGAAAGAUCCAAAAGGCUGAAAGACAGGGAGAGAGAGCGAAAGAUUGUCUGAGAGAGCCUCUAUGCGCUGUCCCACCCCCUGACUGGUCUUCGCCUCCCCUACAGUCCUGAGAAGCCAGCCCCGAACAGAGAGAGAGAGAAAGAAAAAAGAAAGGAGAAGAGAGAAAAAGAGAGGGGACACACACGAGCUCAGAACUCUGGAAUUCGAAACCUUUGGAGCAACACACACACACACACACUUACACACACAUACACACUCAUGCACGGUCUCUGUGGUGAUUUGGAUCGUUCACAGCGGGAAUAACUCUGAGAGAUCGAGAGAGAGAGAGUGUGUGAGAGAGAGAGAGAGAGAGAGAGAGAGAGUGUGUGAGAGAGAGAGAGAGAGAGAGAGAGAGAGAGAGUGUGUGAGAGAGAGAGAGAGAGAGAGAGAGAGAGCGAGAUUCUUUCUACAUUUCUUUACUCUGGACUCUACUGCUACACCAUGGCACCUGUCACAGACAGAGAAUCACGGACCUAGGAGCGCCACAUUGCCAGGAACACACAGAUAGCAAGACAGUGCAAAGGUUCCAGUGCCACUGUGAGAAGCUUCUUCAGUCCCGUUGGAGCUGAGAGGUGUGCAGUACGACAGACGCAGAACGGGGGAACGCCACACAACGCCCCGAAGGCUGACAUCCGUUUUGGAGAGGAGAGCGACGACAACUAGCCGUCCGUUGCUACGACAACAACCAGACCCAUUUCAACCCGAGGCGUGCCAGGCUAGUGCCAACCCCAGGACACCAUGAUGAUGGCAGUGACGAUGAUGACGACGUGGGGCUCCCUGCUCCUCGUGGCCUCCCAGGUCUCAUCCAGCGGAAUCCCCAAGACCAGCGCCUCCUCUUCACCCUCCUUCUCCUCACACCCAUCCUCCUCUUCCUCGUCCUCCCCUCGCAUGAAGCUCUCCUACAAAGAGCUGCAGCAGUUCCACGGCGUGCGCCGGUUCGAGCUGGAGCGUUCGUGCUGUUUCAGCGCCAUGUUGCUGGACGAGGAGAGGGGACGUCUCUUCGUGGGCUCACGCAACUUCCUGCUGUCACUCAGCCUGGAUAACAUUGCCAAGCAGGAGCACAAGAUCUACUGGCCAGCCCCUGUGGACUGGAGGGAGGAGUGUAACUGGGCAGGAAAGGACAUCAACACAGACUGUGUGAACUACGUGAAGAUGGUCCACCACUACAACCGCACUCACCUGUACACAUGUGGAACCGGAGCCUUCCAUCCCACCUGCGCCUUCGUAGAGGUGGGACAGAAGAUGGAGGACCACGUGUUCAGGAUCGACCCGUCCAAAAUGGAGGAUGGGAAAGGGAAGAGUCCAUACGACCCCCGUCACCCUGCAGCCUCGGUGCUGAUAGGUGACGAGCUGUAUGCGGGCGUGGCCACUGACCUCAUGGGAAGAGACUUCACCAUCUUCCGCAGUCUGGGGGGACGACCCUCCAUUCGCACCGAACAACACGACUCACGCUGGCUCAACGAGCCUAAGUUUGUGGGUUCGUUCUGGGUGCCGGAGAGUGAGAACCCAGACGAUGAUAAGAUCUUCUUCUUCUUCCGGGAGACGGCGGUGGAGGCUCAGGGCCUGGGGAAGUCCACCUACUCCCGUAUCGGACAGCUCUGCAGGAAUGAUAUGGGUGGCCAGCGUAGUCUGGUCAACAAGUGGACCACGUUCUUGAAGACUCGUCUCAUCUGUUCUGUGCCGGGCAGUGACGGCAGUGACACGUACUUUGACGAGCUCCGGGAUGUGUUCCUGCUGCAGACCAAGGACAGGAAGAACCCUCUGGUCUACACUGUCUUCUCUACCUCCAGCAGUGUAUUCAAGGGAUCAGCCGUGUGUAUCUACACCAUGAAUGACAUCCGCAGGGCCUUCUUGGGGCCCUUCGCCCACAAAGAGGGUCCAAACUACCAGUGGGUCCCCUUCCAGGGCAAAGUCCCCUACCCACGCCCUGGCAUGUGCCCCAGCAAGACAUUCGGCAGCUUCGAGUCCACCAAGGGUUUCCCUGACGACGUGAUCCAGUUUGCCCGUCACCACCCUCUCAUGUUUAACCCCGUGUACCCCCUGAACCGCCGGCCCGUCUUCCUGAGGACCAACGUAGACUACAGCUUCACCCAGAUCGCUGUGGACCGGGUGGGCGCCGCAGACGGGCAUUAUGAUGUCAUGUUCAUUGGCACAGACAAAGGGACGGUGCUGAAAGUGAUCUCUGUACCGAAAGAGAGCUGGAACAACAUGGAGGACCUGCUACUGGAGGAGCUAGAGGUGUUCAAGGAUGCCUCAUCCGUCAUCAACAUGCAGAUAUCCUCAAAACGGCAACAGCUUUAUGUGGGCUCAGACACAGGUCUGGCCCAGGUUCCUCUGCAUCGCUGCAGUAUCUAUGGGAAGGCCUGUGCUGAGUGCUGCCUGGCCAGAGACCCCUACUGCGCCUGGGACGGCACCUCCUGCACCCGCUACCUACCCAACACCAAGAGGCGUUUCCGUCGUCAGGACGUGAGGAAUGGAGACCCCAACACCCUGUGUUCAGGAGACCACCACAAGCACCGGGUGGCAGAGAGGAGGCUGUUCGGGGUGGAAGGGAGCAGCACCUUCCUGGAGUGUAUCCCCAAAUCACUGCAGGCCAGAGUGACCUGGACCUUCCAGAAACAACCCCACAACGCCAAGGAAGAGCCGCGUCUGGAUGACCGUGUGCUGCAGACAGAGCGGGGGCUGUUGGUGAGGAGGGUACUGAAGCGGGACGUGGGCCUCUACCAGUGCCACGCCAUGGAGCACGGCUUCACCCAAACACUACUGGGCAUCACCCUGGAGGUAGUACCCUCCUCCUCCUCUUCCUCCCCGCCCGCCGACCCUCUCCUUCGAUUGGACCCCCGCAGCGGAGGCGGCGGCCCACCUUCCACCAAUCAGAAGCUGUGGUACCGGGACUUCAUGCAGCUGGUGGACCACCCGAACCUCAGCACCGUGGAUCAGAUCUGUGAGCAGGUGUGGGCGCGCAAGAGCGCCCAAUCGGACAAGAGCUUCCCGUCUUCUCCCGACAAACAGGCCCCGCCCAUCGGUCCCGUGGUCCGGCCCCCUAACAAGAAGUGGAAGCAUCUGCAGGACAUCCGCAAGGGGAGGAACCGCCGAACCCACGACGGGAAACCCUCCCCACGAGCACCACGCAGCGCAGGGGAGUGACAACAGAGAGAGAGGAGAGAAAGAAGGAGAGAGACUGAGGGUGGCGAGAGAGGGAAGAGAGGGAAGAGAGGGAAGAGGAAAAGUGAGAGACAGAGACUGAUAGAGACCAAGGACUUCUGGAGGGUGUCAACACAUACACAGCACCUCCUUCUUUGUGAAUAUUUAUCUUCCGACACCCCACUAGCUACUGCCCCAUGAUGCUUCACUCUGCCCUGACCCCUGACCCCCGAUUAGCUUGUAUCGCCCCUUAUUAUUCCCCCUAUCUUAAUUCUCUGUCCCAGCUCUCAAUCCCUUUGGGUGUACUCUCCUGGAGAACUUCUGAUGGAGACCUCACCUCUACAGAAUAGACUGAACAGAGUCCCCAAGUUAAAAGAUGGCUCAGUGUAUGUCACUCAAUCUCUCAACUGGAAUUACAACUGGCUCGUAACCGGAAUAUCCGAAUGGAAAAAGACACACAUACACACCACAGGAGGUUGGUGGCACCUUAAAUAGGGAGGACGGGCUCGUGGUAAUGACUGGAGUGGAAUCAGUGGAACGGUAUCAAACACAUGGUUUCCAAUUGACGCCGUUUGACGCCAUUUCAUUUGCUCCGUUUCCGGCCGUGUUUAUGAGCCGUCCUCCCCUCAGCAGCCUCCUGUGAUACACGUUUACAACCCGAGAUGACAGUACCUUUGAUGACACGGACUACAAAUUGUGAGAUGGGACAAAAACAAUGGGCUCCGCAGACCUCCAAACGCACAUUGAUCAACUUAGGUAUAAUCACAUUUCAUGUGUUUUGCAAAGAGAGCAUCACGUAGAUGUGUGCUUUGUGACAGAUGCAGUCUUUGAUAUGAUUAUCUUUGGUCCAAACCACUACAGAUAGGAGAAAGCACUACUGUCAUUCCAGGGUAUAGAGAGAGCUGUUACAAUGAGGUGAGAUUCUGAAGCAGAGAGAGAGAGAGAGAGAGAGUGUACAGGAUCAACACAAUGGUUCCAUUGUGAUUCUAUUUUACAAAAUGGCUGACAAGGUAGAGGAAGUGGGCGAUGUUCUACCUGUAUGUUUAUGGGGUGACAAGGUAGAGGAAGUGGGCGAUGUUCUACCUGUAUGUUUAUGGGGUGACAAGGUAGAGGAAGUGGGCGAUGUUCUACCUGUAUGUUUAUGGGGUGACAAGGUAGAGGAAGUGGGCGAUGUUCUACCUGUAUGUUUAUGGGGUGACAAGGUAGAGGAAGUGGGCGAUGUUCUACCUGUAUGUUUAUGGGCUGACAAGGUAGAGGAAGUGGGCGAUGUUCUACCUGUAUGUUUAUGGGCUGACAAGGUAGAGGAAGUGGGCGAUGUUCUACCUGUAUGUUUAUGGGCUGACAAGGUAGAGGAAGUGGGCGAUGUUCUACCUGUAUGUUUAUGGGCUGACAAGGUAGAGGAAGUGGGCGAUGUUCUACCUGUAUGUUUAUGGGCUGACAAGGUAGAGGAAGUGGGCGAUGUUCUACCUGUAUGUUUAUGGGCUGACAAGGUAGAGGAAGUGGGCGAUGUUCUACCUGUAUGUUUAUGGGCUGACAAGAAAACAUUUUUGUGUUUUAUUUAGUCAUUUAUUUAAAUGAUCUGUGUGUAUUUUCUGACUCGGAUGACUUGUGUUGUGUGCUGACACAUUUACAUGGGGGGAGAUGGUUGAGAUGGUUCAAGUGACAGGCUGCACAACAUCAAUGAUGACUUGGCCAAACAAUAGUGGGCUUUGAAUACGACGUCCCAACUUUGGGCAAAAAGCAUGAUAUUUAUAUGUGAAAAGAAAACAUCUCGAUUUUUUUUUAAAUUCCAAAUGGUACAUACAUGGUUCUUUUAGGCUUACACUGUUUGCCUAGGUAAAUUAUCAGUAGCUGUGUGUGUGCGUGCGUGCGUGCGUGCGUGCGUGCGUAAAUAAACGUCCCUCCCUCCUGUGCUGUGUCUGUAGGCCCAUCUCUGAGUGUCAAUUUCACAGCAUGUCUUUGAUGCCUUCAGUUCAGCGAAACACAUUUGUCCUCGGUGAAAUGGUGUGAGUAGAUCGCCACCUAGUUUCCUUUCCGUGUAUAGGCCUGGUCCGUUGACUUUCUACGGUACGAUUCAAUACAGUCUGUUGUCGGCUUCUUAUAAUAAAAACGUGCUUUAAAUGUUUCUCCUUUUACCAGUGAAGUCUGUGAGAGCGUACAGAUGUGAGGAAUCCCGCCUUUUAUUCAUAGCUGCUUAAUAAAGGUGUAAUUAUUAACUUUUGAACGACUGAGGCCAAUAAGUUAGGUGGGCUGUAGUUUUGUGCUCUCCAAUUGCAUGACCAAGGUUAGGGACUAGACGGUGCACAAUGGACACUUUGGCUGCCUAUCUGAAUGGCACUCAGGGCCCAUAGGGUCCUGGUCAAAAGUAGUGCACUAUAUAGGGAAUAGAGUGCCAUUUGGGAGACGCCCUUUGAGAGGCGAGAGGGUCUUGUGUUCAAUAUGCUCAAUAUGGUUAUCCUAUGUAUUCAUGUGCACAAAAUAAGCUAAUAUGUUGUGGUGGAUAUUUUUCUUUUCAUGUCGAGACUUGGGGCUCUAUUCAAUCUGUAUCGAUGAAGCGUUACAGAAUGCGCGACAGAAACCUAAAGGCGAUUUCCAAUUGAGGUGACAAAUGCAGUGUUUACUGUGAAUGCGGGGAUGUUGCUUUUAGAUUGAAAUCAAGCUGUCACGCUAAACUACAGCCUUACCGGUUGAUUGGAGCCCUUGCAGUUGUACCAUACACGUUCUGCAAAAGCUAUCAUCAUUCAAAAAAACACUAGGUAAAUGUUGAUUCGGUUGUCCAAUUAGCAUCAUCGUUCUUCACGCUGCCCUCCAACCGCUGAUCCUUUCUAUUCCAUGCUAUAUUACGCACCCCAACUGUGUGUGUGUGUGUGUGUGUGUGUGUGUGUGUGUGUGUGUGUGUGUGUGUGUGUGUGUGUGUGUGUGUGUGUGUGUGUGUGUGUGUGUGUGUGUGUGUGUGUGUGUGUGUGUGUGUGUGUGUUUGGAGGAAAGGAGAGCUCUUUACAUAUUGGCUUAGGAGGAGAGGUAAUCUGUAGAAACAGUUCAAAGUUCAGAGGCCAAAGUUGACAUGGUGCACUGUAUUACUUCCAGAGUUCUUUGUGGAUUGUUGUGCCGGAUUGUUUUUGAUUAACACAAUAAAGUGCCCAGUUACUUU